This is a messenger RNA of Parus major (Great Tit), 4004 nucleotides long. RefSeq names its product periostin (gene POSTN). Gene Ontology annotation, molecular function: cell adhesion molecule binding. Gene Ontology annotation, cellular component: extracellular matrix. The transcript is spliced from 17 exons. Gene Ontology annotation, biological process: cell adhesion; extracellular matrix organization. NCBI's taxonomy places the organism in Eukaryota, Metazoa, Chordata, Aves, Passeriformes, Paridae. Bases 32 to 2095 code for a protein of 687 amino acids. The record is from RefSeq and is a predicted model, not a curated record.
UAGACUUGCCAGAAGCAACAGAGGACUAAAGAUGAAGAUCUUUUUCUUAUUCACCUUUUUGACUUUUUUGUUGUCUGCUUUUGAACAAGCAGCUGCUUUUGCUCACUAUGACAAGAUUUUAACUCAUAGUCGAAUAAGGGCACGCGACCAGGGCCCAAAUGUCUGUGCUCUUCAGCAAGUUAUGGGAACAAAAAAGAAAUACUUCAGCACUUGCAGAAACUGGUACCAGCAAGCCAUCUGUGGAAAGAAAGCAACUGUUUUAUAUGAGUGCUGUCCUGGCUAUAUGAAGAUGGAUGGUACAAGAGGAUGUCCUGCAGUUGCUCCUAUUGAUCAUGUCUAUGGUACACUCGGUAUUGUGGGAGCUACCUCCACACAGCGGUACUCUGACAUAUCAAAACUAAGAGAAGAAAUAGAGGGACGAGGAUCAUUCACUUUAUUUGCACCAAGCAAUGAAGCCUGGGACCAAUUAGAUUCAGAAAUUCACAGGAAUUUGGUUGACAAUGUAAAUAUUGAACUGUACAAUGCUCUCCACCACCACAUGUUAAACAAGCGCAUGUUGACAAAAGAUCUUAAGAAUGGCAUGACCCUGGUGUCUAUGUAUAAUGGCCAGAAAUUGCUUAUUAACCAUUAUCCUAAUGGGGUUGUUACUGUUAACUGUGCCAGGAUCAUCCAUGGCAACCAGAUUGCUACCAAUGGUGUUGUCCAUGUCAUUGAUCGUGUCCUGACUGCUGUUGGAAAUACCAUUCAAGAUUUCAUUGAAGUCGACGAUGAUCUUUCAUCAUUUAGGGCUCCUGCCAUUACAUCAGGUGUCAUGGAUAUUCUUGGAAGACCUGGUCAUUACACACUCUUUGCUCCUACUAAUGAAGCUUUUGAGAGACUUCCGAGGGGAGUUUUAGAAAGAAUCCUGGGUGACAAGGUGGCUUCUGAAGCUCUUGUGAAGUUCCAUAUAUUAAAUACUCUCCAGUGCUCAGAAGCCAUCACAGGUGGAGCUGUCUAUGAAACCUUGGAAGGAAACACUGUUGAAGUUGGUUGUGAUGGUGAAAGUCUGACUGUGAACGGAGUGAAAAUGGUGAAACGCAAAGAUAUUGUAACAAGCAACGGCGUUAUCCACCUCAUCGAUCAAGUGCUAAUUCCUGAUUCUGCCAAGCAAGUCAUUGAGCUUGGGGGUGCUCAGCAGACUACAUUUACGGACCUGGUGGCACAGCUAGGUCUGGCAUCUUCUCUAAGGCCAGAAGGCCAGUACACUCUCCUGGCACCUCUGAAUGGUGCUUUCUCAGAUGACACCUUAAGGCUGGACCAACGUCUUCUUAAAACAAUCCUGCAGAAUCACAUUAUAAAAGUGAAAGUUGGGCUCAAUGAACUGUACAAUGGACAAGAGCUGGAAACCAUUGGAGGAAAACUACUUAGAGUCUUCGUGUAUCGCACUGCUGUAUGUAUUGAAAAUUCAUGCAUGGUCAGAGGAAGCAAAGAAGGAAGAAAUGGUUUUAUUCACAUCUUCAGACAGAUCAUCAAUCCAGCAGAAAAAACCUUGCAUGAAAUGCUGAGAAAUGAUAAGCGUUUUAGUGUUUUCCUCAGUCUGGUGAAAGCUGCAGAUUUGGAUGAUGUUCUGUCACGGCCUGGACAGUGGACUCUCUUUGUCCCAACUAAUGAUGCCUUUAAAGGUUUGACUGAUGAUGACAAGGACAUACUGAUAAGAGACAAAAAUGCUCUCAGGAAUAUUCUUCUUUACCACUUGACACAAGGAGUUUUCAUUGGAAGUGGCUUUGAGCCUGGUGUAACAAAUAUUCUUAAAACUAUUCAAGGAGGCAAACUCUACUUGAAAACAGUGAAUGACACUCUUCUUGUUAAUGAACUGAAAUCAAGAGAAUCUGAUCUCAUGGCAACAAACGGUGUCAUUCAUGUCAUUGACAAACUCCUAUAUCCAGCAGAACUGCCUGUUGGAAAUGAUCAGCUGCUCACAAUACUGAAGAAGUUGAUUAAAUACAUUCAAAUUAAGUUUGUUCGUGACAGUACCUUCAAAGAGAUUCCACUGACAUUUUACAAGCAUGACUUAAAGAUUAGUGGCGGGACUGAAGAGAAAAAAAUGUGGGGAUGAGACCGCAAAAAUCGCUUGUGAUUUAUAACUUAAGUAAAGCUGAUGAGAUCCAGCUUCCCAUUGAAAUAAAAAUGCUGAAAGGGAAAUUGUUUUAUCUCAGCUGACAAAGGCAGUUAAAAAUGUCAUGCAAAGAAUUUUAUCCAGACUGCUUAAUCGGUGUUUCUGGGAGGACUUCCUUCCAGAAGAAGUGAAAAAUGCUUGCUUUUUCAGUUGUCUGUGCUUCAUCCCAUUUAGGAUUAGAGGCCAUUUAACAUACAUGCUGAUCUUUGUUGCCUAGUCUCCAUCAUUAAAUCAGAUCCACACUGCAAUAUAAAUGGAUAGAUUAUUUCAUAUGGCCAUUCAUCCAAACUAUUUUAGAGAUCUUCCUGUGAUGAGGAUGAAACACUCUCUGAAAGUACCUCUUCUGCUGUGUUAAACCCAUAGACAGAGUAUAUAGUUUAGAUGAUUUACAGAAUGUUUAGAAGUUGAAAAUUAACUGAAAUAAAUUAAUUGUAUUCACCAAACAGAGAAAAAAAAGCUAUUGAGUACUGAAGGACUACUCCUUUCCAUUUCCAGUACAGCAUUUCUGCUUCUGGACACACUCCAGGGAUUGAUCUCUGGCUAGUGCAGCCUUUCUGCUGAUAAUUGACUCAGAUAUAGAACAAAUAAAACCAAUUCUGUCACUUCUGAGCUUUCUCAGUAACAGUAGUGAGUGUCAGAUGCCAUCAGAACCACAUAAAUCCUCAACAAUCUGUAGAUAAAAGCUGUCAUAGUUAAAUGUUAAUUUUUGUCAGGAAGUGCAACUAGACCAUGAUGAAAGGGCAACUUCCAUAAAAAACAGGACAUGUACUUUUUCCUGUCUCAGUGUUUUCUGCUUGUGUUGUGCUUCCAUUUUUUGUACCUGGGCAUAUAUGGGAUCUAAAAGAUUAAACAGAUGUAAAGAGUUAAAUCUUACUGAAACUCAAAACUUAACAGAUAAAAUAUUCAAAGGAUUGAUCCUAGACUAGGCAAUAUAGCUGGCUAUGCCUUCACCUUUUGCUUUGCACACAUCUCCUGAAUCAAUGACAUGAAAAGGUACUGUUAUUAAAAAAUGUAAAAAUAAAACAUUUAUAAACAUUCAUAAAUAUAACUUUUACAUUAUUUCAUUUAUAUUCAUCACUUGUAUCAAUGUAAACUGGUAUUUAAUGGAUUCUCAACAUGCAAAAAAUUCCUCUAAGUUUAAAACAGAAGCAAGGGAAUGAAUCUUCUAAGUUCCUUUAAAAUAUUUAUAAAUGUUUUUCAUUCACACCUGUUAGAAAAUAAAAAAAUGAUGGCUUGGUCAGCUGGUUAGGACUCAGAGUAGAGUAACAGAGGUCUAAAAUAAGAGGGAUUCUUUAUAAUUCUAUCAUAUCAUCUCAUCUGCAGCAAAUAAAUGAAUUAUUUACCUCUAAAUUCUACUCUAUGCAAUCAUUCGUUACUGGAAAAAAAAAACAAAAUCUUUUUGCUUUUUAUUAUUGAAGGUAGACUAAAUUUACUUUUUUCAACAAUUAACAGGAGCCACACAUCUUUAAAAGCUGUUGUUAAAUCAUGAUCAGUAAUUAUGGAAAAAAAUCAAUGCACAAUCAACUUUUACAAAAAUUCAUAUAAAUAUAUUUAAGGGAUUUUUAAGGAAAGUAAAAAAGAUAGAUUAUGCUAAGUUUCUGUCUCUGAAUAAGGAACAAAGAAAGUUGGUUUACAGCAGCUUCUUAAGUAGGAGUCCCACAGCACUCAUUAGAGAGGAACCAGAUUAUUACUGCUAAUUGAUGGUAUGUUCCUAAUAUAUCUAGUAUCUCCUGCUUUAGCAUGUCAGACAGAGAUACAUUUGGAUCAUUGUAAUCAAAAUGACCUCAUCCAUGAUAAUGGUAGCCAGUAAUGCUGAUAAAUAUCCUUUCAGCCAUUCCAGCUGAUCUCA